Cylicostephanus goldi is the source of this 666-nucleotide messenger RNA. The record is from the annotation of a GenBank genome assembly. NCBI's taxonomy places the organism in Eukaryota, Metazoa, Nematoda, Chromadorea, Rhabditida, Strongylidae.
UUGCCAGGGCACCCUUUAAGUCACUUCAGUCAUUAUAAAACUCAAUUUUUUCUAUCAGACCUAUUUUUGUAUUUUUUAGCAGUGACAGCGAAUGCCACAUGGUCCGGUUGGUCACAGUGGUCGGCAUGUUCGGCAACUUGUGGUGAAUCCACGCAAAAACGAUACCGGUUUUGUGAAAAUCCGGAACCUAAGCGUGCCCCGGAUUGUGUUGGCGAUAUGAUAGAAACAAGACCAUGCGUGGUGCCGGAGUGCCCAGGUAUAUUUUUUGAUUUAUUUGCUGUAAAUUUCAAGGGUCCAAGAUUAAUUACAGGGAAGCUCAAAGCUCAACCACUGCUGGCAAAUUGUUCUUGUGGUUGUGUCCUCAGUGGAACUGCUGGAUCAUUUUUUGCUACGGCAGCAGAUGCCCAAGUUUGCGCUGGUAACCAGACUUGGUCAAUGCCUGCUCGUCACAACAAAAUAGUCGCUGAUUUCAAAGUUGUCACUGAUGAUGAAGCUCCUGGAAAAUUGUUCUUCUUCCUAAGAGCUCCAUAUGAGGAAUUUACGCUACGGUUGGAUCGAGCAAUUUUUAUUGUAUUGUGGUACAAAGGAAAUAAUUCGGAGUUGAUGGAAAGGAAAGGAUACACGAUCUCUUAUUCAACCAGAGGUUGCCAGCUCAAGAAACAUUAA